AUAGGGGGUGUAUACCUUCAAAAUCAAACUAAACGAUUGUCCAAAAACUAACCAAAACUAUCCUUUAAGAAAGAAAUUAGAGAUGAAAAUACCCUAAAUCAUGCAAUCGACCUGCUCACAAAAACCUACCUCUCUACCAACUAAACAAGCUGACAUCUCAAAGUCAAAGACAAACCCAUUUUGAAUACCCACUUUUGAUGUCGCAUGGGCUUACGACAUAUAGAAUACUCAUUUAGGAGCUGCUAUAAAAAGAAUGAAAGGAAGAGGAAAUGGCAGAGGAAAGGUGAAAUGGGAGAAAAAGUGUUGGUGUUUGGGGCAUGGUUCAGUCCUUUCAGCCGACGAGUAGAAUUGGCUCUGAAACUAAAGGGUAUUCAAUAUGAUUACAUUGAAGAACAAAUAUACAAGAAGAAGAGCGAUUUGAUUCUAAAAUAUAACCCUGUUUACAAGAAGGUGCCCACCUUCGUCCAUGCCGGCAAGCCCAUUGCAGAGUCCAUUGUUAUCCUUCAGUACAUUGACGAGACUUGGAAGGAAAACCCCCUUUUGCCUCAGGAUCCCUAUCAAAAAGCUCUGGCUCUGUUCUGGGCCAAGUUCAUGGAUGACAAGCUGCUGCAAGCAUUGAUGAAGGCGAGGAGAAGGCAGGGGAAGGAGAAAGAGGAGGCAGUGGCAGAGGCAGGUGAGGCAUUGAGAGCAUUAGAAGAAGAGCUGAAAGGGAAGAAGUUCUUUGGAGGAGAAACGUUGGGAUUUGUGGACAUUGUUGCUAACUUCAUAGCUUAUUGGACUCCAGCCAUGGAAGAGGCUUUGGGAGAGGAAGUACUAACCAGAGAAUUGCAGCAGCUUCCUAGGCUACGUCAAUGGUGCCAUGACUUCGUUGAACAUAGCGUCGUGAAACAGACUCUGUCCCCUAAAACUGAACUCCUCGAGUUCAUGUCGACUCAGUUUGGAACUAAACCAACAUGAAUGCUUAGUGAGUGAGGAGUGUGUUGGACAUGUCCCACGAUCAAUUAAAGGAAUAACGUCGAGACCUUUUGCAGUAAAGAAAGCUUAAAAACACUUACGUUUAU
Molecule: messenger RNA, 1061 nt
Organism: Cucurbita pepo subsp. pepo (vegetable marrow)
Lineage: Eukaryota; Viridiplantae; Streptophyta; Magnoliopsida; Cucurbitales; Cucurbitaceae
Product: glutathione S-transferase U8
Biological process (GO): glutathione metabolic process
Cellular component (GO): cytoplasm
Molecular function (GO): glutathione transferase activity
Source: RefSeq, a predicted model, not a curated record